UAUUCUACGUACGCGUCGUUCGUGAAUUGUUCUGUUUCGGCAUUUCUCAAACAACGUGGGCUGUGGAUGUGGCAGUGAAGCACUGCGAUUCCGCCUGACAGCGUGUCUCCACUUUGCAGUGCACUUACAGGUGUAGCUGUGUUUGGUUUUCCAGUACAGAGGUCCUGUGCUUUCAGUGCCAUGUUUGCCAGGCUGGCUUCUUUCCCUCGCCUGCCAUCCAAAAUAAGGCAGUCAAAUGUCAGUCCAGUCUCCAUCAGAGCCUUUUCCCAGGCUAAAUUUUCGCUCCCUCGCUCUCAUGGGAAAUCCUUUGCACACCGCAGCGAGUUGAAGCAGGCUAAGCGCAUUGUAGUGAAACUUGGGAGCGCUGUGGUGACGCGUGGAGAUGAGUGCGGUCUGGCACUUGGACGUCUGGCCUCAAUAGUAGAGCAGGUGGCCAUGCUGCAGAAUCAAGGUAGGGAGAUGAUGAUUGUCACAAGCGGUGCUGUGGCGUUUGGGAAGCAGCGGCUGAGACAUGAGAUACUGCUGUCUCAGAGCGUCAGACAAGCCUUACAUUCUGGACAGAACCAACUCAAAGACAUGUCAGUCCCAGUUCUGGAAGCAAGGGCGUGCGCUGCUGCUGGGCAGAGUGGUCUGAUGGCGCUGUACGAAGCUAUGUUCACCCAGUACAGCAUCUGUACUGCGCAAAUUCUGGUCACUAAUCUGGACUUUCACGAUGAGCAGAAGCGCCGGAACCUAAACAGCACGCUACACGAACUGCUGCGUAUGAAUAUCGUCCCGAUAAUUAACACCAAUGAUGCUGUUGUUCCACCCCCUGUUCCCAACAGUGACCUACAGGGAGUAAAUGUAAUAAGCAUCAAAGAUAAUGAUAGCUUAGCUGCACGGCUGGCUGUUGAAAUGAAAGUAGACCUACUUAUUGCCCUCUCUGAUGUUCAAGGAUUAUAUGACAGCCCCCCAGGAACAGAUGAUGCCAAGCUCAUUGAUAUAUUCUAUCCUGGAGACCAACAAUCAAUCACAUUUGGCACUAAAUCCAGAGUUGGUAUUGGCGGCAUGGAGGCAAAGGUGAAAGCAGCCCUCUGGGCACUGCAGGGUGGCACCUCUGUCGUCAUUGCCAACGGCACAGAUCCUAAAGUCACCGGUCACGUCAUUACAGACAUUGUGGAAGGGAAGAAAGUUGGCACCUUCUUCUCUGAAGUGAAACCUGCAGGCCCAACUGUGGAGCAGCAGACAGACAUGGCCCGACAUGCAGGCAGGACUCUGGCCUCCCUGCUCCCUGAACAGAGAGGGGAGAUCAUCUGCUGUCUUGCUGAGUUGCUUACAGAGAAGAAAGAAGAAAUUCUUAAUGCCAACAAGAAAGACAUGGAGCUAGCAUCAACAUUAGGUCGUCUGUCCCAGCCUCUGAUCAAUCGCCUGAGUCUGUCAACUGCCAAGCUGAACAGUCUUGCCAUUGGGCUGCGUCAGCUUGCUGUUUCCUCCAGGAAUAGCGUUGGUCGGGUACUGAGGAGGACUAGAGUGGCCAAUAACCUAGAGCUGGAACAGAUCACUGUCCCCAUAGGUGUCCUGCUGGUCAUCUUUGAGUCACGCCCUGAUUGUCUCCCACAGGUGUCAGCACUAGCAAUUGCCAGUGGAAAUGCUUUGCUCCUGAAGGGUGGCAAAGAAGCCUCCAACACCAACAAAAUUCUCCAUCAACUCACUCAAGAAGCCCUUUCAAUUCAUGGUGUAGCAGAUGCCAUUCAGCUGGUGAGCACACGUGAGGAAGUUGAGGAUCUGUGCAGACUAGACAAGUUGAUCGACCUGAUCAUUCCGAGGGGCUCGUCCCAGCUAGUCCGGGGCAUCCAGAAGGCAGCGAAGGGCAUUCCUGUUUUGGGCCACAGUGAGGGCAUCUGUCAUGUCUACAUAGACAGCGAUGCCAGCAUUGACAAAGCCAUCGAUAUUAUCAAAGACUCCAAAUGUGACUACCCUGCUGCCUGCAAUGCCAUGGAGACUCUUCUUAUUCACAGAGAUUUGCUGCGUACGCCUAUGUUUGACCAGAUCAUUGACAUGCUGAGAACAGAAGAAGUAAAGAUUCAUGCUGGCCCCCGGUUUGCAUCCUAUUUAACUUUCAGCCCAUCUGAGGUGAAGUCACUGAGGACAGAGUAUGGGGACCUGGAAUGCUGCAUUGAGGUUGUUGACAGCAUGCAGGAUGCUGUGGACCACAUCCACAAAUACGGCAGCUCCCACACUGAUGUCGUUGUUACAGAGAAUGAAGAAACAGCCGAACAGUUUCUGCAGCAGGUGGACAGCGCCUGCGUAUUCUGGAACGCCAGCUCGCGCUUUGCUGAUGGCUACCGCUUUGGCCUUGGAGCUGAGGUUGGCAUCAGUACAGCACGGAUACAUGCCAGAGGACCUGUAGGUUUGGAGGGACUUUUGACCACCAAAUGGGUCCUUCGAGGGGAGGGACACGCUGUGGCUGACUUCUCUGAGCAAGGCAGCAUGAAAUACCUUCAUGAAAACAUUCCUGUGCCCCAGGGGAGUUUUAAUUAGGUGUCAGCAAAACAAGUCAAGAUAACAGAUGUCCACAUAGGGUUUAUUUAAAAGUUUGUGUCUGUCAUUAGAAUUUCAACUCUCGAGCUGCUUCACAAUCCUGUUUAGAUCUGUUUUGUUGGUGCUUGGAAAAAUGGAGACAUCUUUUAUCAGACAGCCAACAUCAUGGUUUUGUGAACCUAAAUGUGAAAAUCCAUGCUUUACCCAAGAAAACUGACUGGUUGCUAAAUAAAUGAGAGAAAAAAAUGUAAAAGUAAAACAUAAUGUAGGAAUGGACAAAGGUCUUUCCACUCCCAGCUCAUGUUUGUAAUUGGAUCUAAAGAAAUCAUUGUUCCAGCUGUGAUUUUUUAAUUUAUUUUUCUAUAUGCACACUCUCCUGGGGUCUUGCUUAUCCGUGGUCUUGUUUUGGAUUUAGUUUGCUGUUUUUUUUCCUUUUUGCACAGAUAAUGUAAUAAAUAUGUAUG
Archocentrus centrarchus (flier cichlid) is the source of this 2984-nucleotide messenger RNA. RefSeq names its product delta-1-pyrroline-5-carboxylate synthase-like. NCBI's taxonomy places the organism in Eukaryota, Metazoa, Chordata, Actinopteri, Cichliformes, Cichlidae. The record is from RefSeq and is a predicted model, not a curated record. Gene Ontology annotation, cellular component: mitochondrion; cytoplasm. Gene Ontology annotation, molecular function: ATP binding; glutamate-5-semialdehyde dehydrogenase (NADP+) activity; glutamate 5-kinase activity. The transcript has 17 exons. Bases 181 to 2520 code for a protein of 779 amino acids.